CCGCCUCGGACGACGUUGACAUGUGCAGUGGAGAAGUGCCGAAGGAUGACUGGAGUACAUUGUCGCAAGCAACACUGCCCAAUUCUGUGCUUACUGUCGCUGAAGCACUGUUGAGCAUUCUAACAUUCUGCAUAUCUGCUGGCCUCAAUUGGAGUCAAAUGGAAGAUCUGGUUAAGCUGGUGAACUUCUUGCUUGGAGAGACUGUUAUACCCUGUUCACGGCACCUUCUAAAAAAAAUGUGGGAAACUUCAGACACUGUGUGCCAUCAUUUCUUUUGUUCAUCAUGCAAGACCUAUGCCGGGAAGCGAGCUGCCCAAGACAUCACUUGCAGUAAUUGUAGUGAAAAUGUCUGUUUAUCAAAUUUCAAGAAGAGCAACUUCUUUUCCACGCUUAGUGUAAAGAAACAGCUAGAAGAUCUCCUCAUGAGCAAAUCGGUAGCACAGGCAUUAUUUGAUCAGCUGAGUAGCCCUGGAAGUGCAUCAUGUUUAUUAAGAGACAUCACUGACGGCACAUUGCUGAAGAAGUGCCGAAAGCACUCAGAAUGGGCUGACAUAACCAUCACCGUGAACACAGAUGGUGCAAGGGUGUUCAACUCUUCAAAAGACAGCCUUUGGCCAAUUCAGUUGGUGGUGAACGAACUGCCAGUACUCUUGAGGUGGAGUAAUGUGCUUUUGGGUGGAGUUUGGUUUGGCCGUGGCCACCCAGACAUGCAGCUUUUCUUUGGGACCUUUGUUAAGGAGCUCAACGAAAUGGGUGCUGUUGUCUGGAGGUGUGGCUCUCGCAUCAUGAAGUCUGUAGUGCGUGUGGCAUGCGUCUGUGUUGAUGCCCCUGCCCGUGCCCUCGUCCUCCACAUGAAGCAGUUCAAUGGACAUUAUGGUUGCAGCUUCUGCUUGGAGCGUGGAACAUUUCUUCAUGGUGCUCUUCGGUAUGUGCUACCUGGCAGUGAUGCACAGGAAGCUGCGUCUGAAAGAAGCACUGCUGGAAUGAAGCAGGAUGCGAAGGAAGCAAGCCGAUGUGGAGCUCCAGUGAAUGGAGUGAAGGGGUCUACAGCACUCUCAAAGCUUGAUGCUUAUGAUGUUGUUUGGGGAACAUGUCCAGACUACAUGCAUGUUGUUCUUGAAGGUGUAUCAAAACAGUUUUGUGCUAUGUGGCUACAAUCUACAGGCUCUCAAUACUAUAUUGGCUCAAGAAAAACAAUCGAACAUUUAAAUUCAAGAAUUUUAGCCAUGAAGCCACCAAAUUGGUUUACCCGCUUACCUCGCAAAUUAUCGGAUUACAGUAUGUGGAAAGCAAGCGAAUGGAAAUGGUGGCUUUUGCAUUAUUCCCUCCCGACUUUGACUGGCAUCUUGCCCACAAGGUAUGUGAAACACUUCAGCCUACUUGUGCAAGGUAUUUACAUCCUUCUAAAAGAUGAAAUCACCAACGAUGACAUCAUAACUUCAUCUGAUGCUCUGUCUGAGUUUGUUGCACACACACAGAUGUUAUAUGGGACUUCUGCAAUGACGUUCAAUGUGCAUGGGCUCCUCCAUUUGCCAAAAAGUGUCGCUAAACUUGGUCCGCUUUGGUCCCAUUCUUCAUUUGUAUUUGAAAAUGGGAAUGGCACUCUUGUUAAGCUUGUUGCCGGAGCCUGUGGUGUUCCCCUUCAAAUAUUGGAGCGUUAUGUACUGUCAAGAAAAUUGAAGACUCUGCCCUACAGCUUGCAACUUUCACCUCAGUCACAGAUCUACUUUGGUUUGCAAAAACCAACCACUGGCAGUGGAAUGAUGUUGCUAGGAAUUGGCAGACGUUGCACAGAUGCGGAGUACCAGAAUCUUGUGCUCAGGCUCGGCCAUCCACCAGAAGUGCUUGUGGAAUAUUACAGAGCUCUCAUUUCAGGGCAGAUGGUACACUCUGUGAACUACAAAAGGCCUCAGAGGACUUUUAAUGCUGCCUUUGUUAGCAGAUCUGGCAAAUUUUUUUUAGUCAAUAGGAUGUUUGAUGGAGCUAGCUCUGAUGCUAUUCUGGAAUGCCAGGAAUUAAUCCCAUCCCAAAAGCUUUUUGCCUCGCACAUUUUAGUUUGUACAAAAAGCACAGACUUUGCUUUUGUCCAUUCAAGUGACUUUUACCGUUUGUGUGUGUUUAUGGAGGUAGAAGGCACAAUUUUUGUCUCCACAAUUCCAAAUCUUCAUGAAAAAGACUAGUAGCCAAUUCAUGCAGAUCCUUUGUUCUUAAAUGUGUAUCACUCUGUCUGUUUGUCUCAACAGUGCAUUUUAUUCGCCCUGUAGAACAUUUUAUUGUCCUAAUAAAAGACUA
This is a messenger RNA of Rhipicephalus sanguineus (brown dog tick), 2292 nucleotides long. RefSeq lists its product as uncharacterized. The transcript has 2 exons. The record is from RefSeq and is a predicted model, not a curated record. The coding region runs from base 21 to 2180 and encodes 719 amino acids. NCBI's taxonomy places the organism in Eukaryota, Metazoa, Arthropoda, Arachnida, Ixodida, Ixodidae.